This is a messenger RNA of Poecile atricapillus (Black-capped chickadee), 4393 nucleotides long. It is a transcript of the gene PTPN1, whose product is annotated as protein tyrosine phosphatase non-receptor type 1. Gene Ontology annotation, biological process: protein dephosphorylation. The coding region runs from base 383 to 1471 and encodes 362 amino acids. Lineage: Eukaryota; Metazoa; Chordata; Aves; Passeriformes; Paridae. Gene Ontology annotation, molecular function: protein tyrosine phosphatase activity. The transcript has 10 exons. The record is from RefSeq and is a predicted model, not a curated record.
UAAUGAUCUUCCCAACUGAUUUAGGGACCUUCAGCUGGGACAGGAGAUGCAGCACUAAAGGGCAGCCUGGAAUCUCUUCAGGCAGAAGUGAGCUGUGUGCCAGCACGCCCAGCUGAAUAGAAGAGCAGGAUGUGUUCAGAGCCAGGAGUCUUGGAGCAGAUGCAUACACUGGGACCAAAAAUGGGAGGAAAGGAAAAAGGAUCUGUAAAGGUUCAGCUUUUAACUGGACAUCAGGCAUGAAGCCAGUGAUUUUCCAUGCAAAGUGGCCAAACAUCCCAGAAACAAAAACAGAAAUAGGUACAGAGAUGUCAGCCCCUUUGAUCACAGUCGGAUUAAGCUAAACCAAGGUGACAAUGACUAUAUCAAUGCUAGUUUGAUAAAAAUGGAAGAGGCCCAAAGGAGCUACAUCCUUACCCAGGGACCUUUGCCAAAUACUUGUGGUCACUUCUGGGAGAUGGUUUGGGAACAGAAAAGCCGUGGUGUUGUCAUGUUGAACAGAGUGAUGGAAAAGGGAUCUAUAAAGUGUGCACAGUACUGGCCACGGAAGGAGAAGAAAGAAAUGGUUUUUGAAGAUACAGACUUGAAACUAACAUUGAUAUCUGAAGAUAUAAAAUCCUACUACACAGUACGACAGCUGGAAUUGGAAAACCUGACUACCCAGGAAACUCGAGAGAUUCUGCACUUUCACUACACCACCUGGCCCGACUUUGGUGUCCCGGAGUCGCCGGCGUCGUUCCUGAAUUUCCUGUUCAAGGUGCGGGAGUCGGGCUCGCUGAGCCCCGGGCAUGGCCCGGUCGUGGUGCACUGCAGCGCUGGCAUCGGGAGGUCGGGCACCUUCUGCCUGGUGGACACCUGUCUGCUGCUGAUGGACAAACGGAAAGAUCCUUCCUCCGUGGACGUCAAGCAGGUUCUCCUGGAAAUGAGGAAGUACAGGAUGGGGCUGAUCCAGACUGCAGAUCAGCUCCGGUUCUCCUACUUAGCUGUUAUUGAAGGGGCAAAAUUCAUCAUGGGAGAUGCUUCAGUGCAAGAGCAGUGGAAAGAGCUCUCCAAUGAAGACCUGGAGCCACCCCCUGAGCACACCCCCCCACCUCCCAGGCCCCCGAAGAGAACCUCAGAGCUGCACAACGGGAGGAUGCACGAGCACCCCGAGUUCUCCCCGAGGCAGCAGCAGGCAGCAGAGGAGGAGAGCAGCUGCUCAGUGGGCAGCGUGGAGCCGGCGGCUCCGGACGGCAGAGCCCGCGCGGCUGCACCAGCGAGCACAGACAGCACUAGUCACGACACUGAACCCCGGAGGAGAACUGUUGGUGAGAACCCGCGGCUCUCGCCCCGCAAGGAGGAGUCCGUGAAGGAAAACUCGGAGGAGGAGGAUGAGAACGUGGUGGCGACUUGGAAGCCCUUCCUAGUGAAUAUCUGCAUGUUCACUUUCCUCACAGCAGGAGCUUAUCUCUGCUACAGGGUGUGUUUCCAUUGACCAGUGCCCCGGACUCAGCUCAGCUCCUCGGAGCCCCUCGAGGCAGGGCAGCCUUGGCUCAGAGCAGGUAGAUUUAGGGGGAAAGGCCAGAACUUUGGGUAGGGCUUAAUGAGAGAAUGCACUAGGGUUUUAUCCAGCCCUGUGGUCCCAAGAACAUAAUAUUGUAAUCUCAGGGCCUUGAAAUAUUCAGGAGUAAGCAGAGAAAAUGCCAAAUAGUCUGUUUUCCUUUUUUGUUUUCUUUUUUUUUUUUUUUAAAAAAACUAAAUAAUAGAAUUACAACACAUUGUUGUUUUUAGCCUUUUUUAAAAAGCCAGUUCAUUUUCUUUUGUUUCAGAAAAACUAGGCACAAGUGAAACUUGCUUGUACUCUCCAAGUGUUGUAACCAAAUACAUGACUUACAUUGACAAGUUCCCAAAAAGAGAAAAAGAAACCCACAUACCUGAAGAAUGUAAACUUUUGGAAGGGGAGGUGUGUUUGUGGUUGGUUUUUUGGUUUGUUUUUUGUCUUUUUUUUAAACUUGCUUCAUCUUUAAAGACUGAGUUGUGGGCAGUGCCUGUGGUAUUGAUAUAUUUAAUCUUGGCAUAACUGUUCUUAAAGAGCUGAUUGUUUUACUUGUGUUGAUAGAACCAGGCUUCUGCAUUUGCUCAGGGUAUCCCAACAUGUCCAGCUCUUUGAUUUUUUUUUUUUAUUUUUAUUUCUUUACUAAGUGUAUCUCCUCAUUGACUUUUGUUGCACUCUACUUGCACAUAUGCCUCUUUACAUUGCACCAUCCUUUCUAAAGCUGUUUUUACUUUUAUAUUCUGGGUUGGGAAAGGUCGAGGGGAGGGAGAGAAAACAGGAAGGGAAAUUCAACCAAACCAUGUCCACCAGCAGUGGGGCUGUGCCCGUGGCCCGUGGAAGGAGCAGUCCUUAAAGCUCAGCAUUUGGAAUGUAAAGUGCAGUUUCACUCUGCUCCCCUGGCCCAGCGUGGCCCUGGUGAGGGGCUCUGAGCAGGGAAGGGUUGGGAGAUGAGAGCAGUCCCUGCUGGGGCAGUUCCCCAGGGCAGGAACAGGCCAGCAGGAGCCGUGCUGGGCUCCCAGCAGAGCCCGUGGCUGGGCUGGCAGCGUUGGUGUGCCCUGCUCGCUUGGCAGCAGAGAUGCCAGUCCUGGCUGGGUGCUGCAGGGCUCAGGGGGCAGUGCUGCUGAGGGAGGGCUGGGCAGGACUGGCACUGGAAGGCAGCACUGCACCCAGCACCCAAUGCUGUUCCUCGGGGUAAUGCCAAAUUCUCACUAGUUUAAACAAUAAUAGCAAAGAUUUCUUUGCUCGUGUCGUGGUGCAGAGGACAGGAGCAAACUCACUCCUGGGAGCUGUAGUGAUUGCACUGCCCCAUGACAGCUGAUCUGCAGCAGUGUUACUGAUCUGUUUCAUUUCUAAAGUCUUUCUAGAUUUAUAGCACUUAACCACCCUCAGUGCAGCCCUCGCUGUGCAGGAGCCCAGGGGAGCCCUCCACUCCGUAUUUAUUUUUGCCAAGCUGGCUGUAGGUGUAGCUCUCCCUUCAGUGGGUGAGUAGGUGAAGGGGUGGGUGGGGGUGGGAGUCACUUCUAUUUUGUGUUACGUUAAGCUUGCAUCAAGGGCUUUUCAAGAGUACAAUAAUAAAUCCUCAGGUAGUACUGGGAAUCAAUCCUUUACCUGUGAGACUGUUGGUCAGACCAGUACUUGAAAGGAGGAAUGUUGUAAUCAGUCAAUAUUUAGUUAUAUUAUUGGAAACAGGAAAAAUGAGUAUAGAAAAAUGGUAAUAUAUAAUGGCUCAUCUGUGUAUUUAAGAUACAUUCUGUGAUUGCUUUGUCCCCACUGUUCUCUGCAGCGUGGGCAGGACCCUGCCCUGAGGCACCAUUUGUACCCCUUUGUAUUAAAGUGCAUGUGAAGUCUGCGGUGUCCCAGUGAAACACCACGUGCUUGAAAGGUGACAGAACUUAUAUUCCUGCUUCCUGAUGUGCCCAAAUGAUACUUGCAUGACCUGAUCCUUAGUGGCUGUGGUUCAGAGGGUGUUGCUGAGUCUCUCUGUUCAGCACUGGACUGAUUGGUGUUUAUCAGAGCCCAUGUACUCGCCUAAUCCUUGGCAUGACUUCCCGUGGGAUCCCGUGUGCUCCGUGUGCCGGUGGUAGCAUGUUCCUUUCAGCUGAGUGAGUGUAGUACAGACAUUCCAGAGAGUUCAGGCAGCCUUUCCACACCUCCCCUGGCACUGGGACACCUGGGGAAAGAAACAAACCCAACCACCUCUGGCCACCUUCCCAAGAGGGAGUGUUUUAAAUCUUAGGUAUGGCAGGAAAACAAAGGAUCCUUCCUUUGAAUACAGAGAGUUAUUUAAUUGUGAAUGAUUCUACCCAGACAAAGUUCCUGCAGAUGCCAGAAGAGCUUUGAGCAUCCUCUUCGUGCCUGUUUCUUUCCUGUGUCCCAGGCCUGGCUCUGACCUGUCUGGGGCACGGUGAGAGUGCCCAGAGCCCAGGGAGAUGUGGGCAGGCUGGCAAUCCUGAGCUGUGCCCGUUUUGUUUGCUGUCCUGUACUGUCUGUGGUAGUUGGGGGGUGUAUAUACCGUAGCACAGUGGGGUGUUGGGUAACCUGUUCUUGGAAAUGGACAAACAUCCAUGUUAGACUCGUUAGAAAGUUAGUGAGCUGCUCUGCUAUCUGCCUUAAGCAAAUAUUUACUCAUCAGGUCUUUCUUUUUUACAGAUUGCCAUAGAAUAAACUUUUAUAAAAAAAAAUGUAAAAACUCAAGAAAAAAGCUGAAUGUUUUGGUAUAAUACAGUUUCAGGUAUCUUGUCUUUUGUGUAAACCGCUGCUGGGCCUCCCAGGUUAGAGUACAACUGUACAGUUUUUCAAUCUCCCAUACAAGUUUUCAGUUCUCAUUUUAGUUGUAACAAUAAAACUCUUUUUUUAAAGAAC